AUGGCUUCAUCUGUUUUCUUUCGGAAACCACCUUCCUACUUCCUCUUGCUUGCAUUGCUGAUUACUUCAUCGGCUGCAGGCAAUUUCCACCAAGACGUCUAUAUCACUUGGGGCAAUGGCCGUACCAAGAUCCUCGACAAUGGCCAUCUCCUCACGCUCUCUCUCGACAAGUACUCUGGUUCUGGCUUCCAGUCCAAAACCCAGUACCUUUACGGCAAGUUCGACAUGCAACUGAAACUCGUACCGGGGAACUCUGCAGGAACAGUCACCGCCUUUUAUUUGUCGUCGCAAGGUGCAAUGCAUGAUGAGAUCGACUUGGAGUUCCUGGGCAACCUCAGCGGGGACCCCUGCGUCCUCCACACCAACGUGUACAGCCAAGGGAAGGGAAACAGAGAGCAGCAGUUCUACCUCUGGUUCGAUCCCUCCAAGCAUUUCCACACCUACUCUGUUUUGUGGAAUCCGUUCCAUAUUGUGUUCUACGUGGAUGGGAUACCGAUCAGGGAGUUCAAGGACAAGGAGUCGAUAGGGGUGGCUUACCCUAAGAGCCAGGCGAUGAGGGUUUACGGGAGCCUGUGGGACGCCGAGGACUGGGCAACGAGAGGAGGGCUGGUGAAGACAGAUUGGUCCAAGGAGCCCUUCGUCGCCGCCUUCAGGAAUUACACCGCCAAUGGCUGCUCCUGGCCGUCGUCCUCCUGCAAAGCCGACGCCUGGAUGUGGCAGCAGCUCGAUGGUGCAGGGCUGAACAAGCUGAGGUGGGCGCAAAAGAACUACAUGAUAUACAACUACUGCACUGAUACCAAAAGGUUCCCUCAGGGCCCGCCGCCUGAGUGCUCUGCAAGAUAGAUCAAUCCUUCAUAAUCGAUCUUCUUCAUACAGAGGCAUCUUAAAACCAUAAAUUCCUUUACGUUAAAAUAAUAAAUUCCCAAUCUUUUUUUAUGGGAAAAGAAUAGCUGAUCGACGUACGCAGACAAGAAUCACAGAGGCUGAAGUCACGAGAAAGAAUAGAAACAGAAAAUGAAAUGGGCGAGGGUUUGACCGUAGAGUAUUUUGGUGUCGAGAUGUUGUGGAGGGUGGGGCGAAUGCAGCAUGCCAUGCGCAAAAUGAUUGACCAACACUAUAUUGCCUAUUGUCCAAUUAAGUGACCGGCGCCUCGCACUAAUUAAACAAUAGACAGAGAUCGGACAUUCCUCGUGUUAAAAAUGAUGAAGCAUGAAGAGGAGGAUUCCACUGCAAGUCGUCUUCGACUUUAAUUGCCCUACCACAGAGGGAAGGUGGCUUGCAGCAGGUCAUUCUCCUUUGUCGGCCUCAAACGAUGUGAGCCAACCAUUUUCUUCCUUUUCGCCAUCUACAUCAGUCCAUUAUUCACAGUGGAUUUGAACGAUGGAAAAUUUGCACAGCGUUGACAGACAGACAGAUACACGUUUUGUUCAAUUAGGUAGACUUGAUCAGAUGGAGGUAUAUAUCCACCAAAGAAAUACUUCCUUUCUAACAUCUCCUCCAAUAUCAUCACUCUCAACGACACUGAUAUGAUGAAGUCAGAAUGAUUCGACUGCAUUUGAAAUUUAGAAUGAUGCUCUAGAUCUCCACUAUGACUUCCAUUGCCAUUUCUUAGCUUAAUUAACCCACUCUCCACAUUGCAAUCUCUUAUUUUAAUCUGAAUAUGGUAUAGGAUUAAAAUGUACAGUUGGAGUACCAUGAAAAAUAAGAAAUAGCAAUGGAAGUCAUAGUGGUAGUUGCUGGUGCCGUUGUUUUCCUCUGCAAGCAGUGCCCACCAUCCCAAUACAGAAACAACCAAAGAAGGAAGCUGACCCCCACGGGAUUAAUGGGAGAUCCAAGUGACAUCCACUGUAGUCCACUCUUCUUCUUCCUCCACCCCCUGCCUCAAUUCCUCUCCCUUCCCAUUCAUCUUCCUCAUUUCUUACAUUGUGUUUAUAGACGGUCUUCUUUGUGCUCUGCAGUAUUUGGCCGGUGAUGAGUUAAUGCGGUUCUUCCCCUCCGUUAUUUGGUAUCCAAGUAGUACGUGAGGAGAAUGAAGAGGAGACGCGCUCAGGCUGCGUUGAUCGCAUGCUUAAUCUUGUUCGUCGUCGCCGGUUCCUGGCGCGGCGGCGUCGUCCACAGGAAGCACAGUAGGCACCAUCACGCCGGACGUCGGCCACCACCACCGGCGCAGGAGCUGACUGCUGCCGGCGUAGCUACCAUUCGCCGGCAAGGAUGCAGGUUGAAGAAGGUCGAUAUUCUCUGUAACGACGGCGAGAAGAACCAGAGCUUGGUCGUCGACAACGACAAGCGGCGCGUGCCGACCGGCUCAAAUCCAUUGCAUAACAGAAUAUUGUAAAGAGUGGUAAUUAAGUAGCUGCACACUACAGAGCAAGAGGAGCUUCAGUGAUGCACAUGAGAGCUUGGCAGACUUUUUCAGGCGACUUCAAUUUGCUGCAGUUCAGUUCAAACCCGACCUCUGUUUAACAGACACAAAUCUAUAUUCAUGUGAAGACAUGAGAGCCACGUGUGGGGGGUUGGGGUUCCUCAUUGGAGAGGAGAUGACAAUAAAUAAUAGGGCAACUAAUGUUAAUAUCUGUCCAAGGAAUCUAUGUAAAGGGUCAUAGAUUUGACUCUUUUUCCUCUACAGUGAAGACGCUUGACAUUUCACUGCGGCUGCAGCAGGAAGAAGAUUGUGUUGCCAUGGCAUAGCUAUCAAGCACAGCAUCUGAGUCCAUUGUUUUUAUAACCUCAUUGUUUUUUUUAAAAAAAAAAAAAUAGAUCUUGUAAAA
Zingiber officinale is the source of this 2768-nucleotide messenger RNA. RefSeq names its product xyloglucan endotransglucosylase/hydrolase protein 24-like. Gene Ontology annotation, molecular function: xyloglucan:xyloglucosyl transferase activity; hydrolase activity, hydrolyzing O-glycosyl compounds. Gene Ontology annotation, biological process: cell wall biogenesis; xyloglucan metabolic process. NCBI's taxonomy places the organism in Eukaryota, Viridiplantae, Streptophyta, Magnoliopsida, Zingiberales, Zingiberaceae. The transcript is spliced from 5 exons. The coding region runs from base 1 to 843 and encodes 280 amino acids. The record is from RefSeq and is a predicted model, not a curated record. Gene Ontology annotation, cellular component: cell wall; apoplast.